This is a messenger RNA of Lingula anatina, 1158 nucleotides long. RefSeq lists its product as uncharacterized. Lineage: Eukaryota; Metazoa; Brachiopoda; Lingulata; Lingulida; Lingulidae. The record is from RefSeq and is a predicted model, not a curated record.
AUGCCGAGUAAUGGGGAUAACGACCAAGUCCCUCCUUGGCGGAAUCCAAAUCUAAGCUUUUUUGCUUGGCUGAGAGUACUGUUCUCUUCUAUACACAUUACAUGUCUUAUUUGUGGGGGUAGUGGAGAGGAAGAGGACAAGGAUAAGAGAUAUAAGAAAGGUAAAGCAAAGAAAGAGAAGAAGACGAAAGAAAAAGCAGAAGCGUCGCACGCUGAAAGUGACAAACCGUCUGGUGAUAAACACGUUAAGGCAAGGAGUCGAGCACUUGGGCGGUUAAAGCUGAGAAAAGGGAAAGCUAAUGCCGGAGCUAGCGAAAAUGAAGACAAGAUUUCCACAUCUUCAAAGAAGAACGAGAAGAAAUCGAAGCAGACUAAGAGCGAAGAAUCGUCAAAGAUCGAUGAGGAUGCCCCUGCUCCAAGUGACGACACUACUUCCUUAGUGACCAAGAAAACAAAGAAAUCUAAGCGCCGAUUGAAAAUCAAGUUGCAAUCACCCUUGAAAAAGUCAACGGCCAAAAAUGAUAAAGCAGCUGUUGAAGAUGAACAAAGCAUUGAGCUUGAUAAAAGAAAUGAUGACGUGGCUCCCAAGAAAACAAAGAAGUUCAAGAAGUGGAAAACUACUUCUAAGAAAGCAAAAGCACCAAAGACCGAUGUCUCAGCUGAGGCGGCCGACCAGGAAAAUGAGCAGAACCUUGAAGUUAAAGCAGGUGAUGAUUCGGCCCACCUCCCAAAGAAAGCAAAGAAGCUCAAACAGUUGAAAACUGCUGCAAAGAAAACAGAAGCUUCAAAGACUGGAAGACCGCUGGAAGAUCACGUGGAUGAGCAGGAGGGGGAUGUUGCAGAUGCAAAACCGAAGAAAAGGAAAAAGAAAGCCAAGACAUGGAGAAAAAUGUUCAAAAGAACUAAAGAGACCAAUCGCAACAAGACUAAGAAAGCCAAGAAGGAGAAGAAAGAACAGGAAGGCGAGGGUGCAUCAGAUAAUGGCUCAGAAACCUCACCGGAUACGAAGCAAAAAAUGACCAAAAUGUCUAAGAAAAUGAAGAAGGCAUCGAAAAGGGCAUCCAGAAAGGCAGCUAAGAAAGAUUCUAAGAAAACAAAGAAGUCGCAAGAUAAGAAGAGGAAGAUUGCUUCAGAACUGGACAAUGGAGGUAAUGCAUAG